GGCGGAGGGGGCGGGGCCGGGGUGGUGCCAGGCUGCAGCGGGCCGGGCAAGAUGGCUGCCGUUGAGGCCGAGACGGGGCUGCUGACCCUGGAGUCGCUGCCCACCGACCCUCUGCUGCUCAUCUUAUCCUUCGUGGACUACAGGGACCUAAUCAAUUGUUGCUAUGUUAGUCGAAGACUUAGCCAGCUAUCAACUCAUGAUCCACUGUGGAGAAGACACUGCAAAAAAUACUGGCUGAUAUCUGAGGAAGAGAAAGCCCGGAAGAAUCGCUGCUGGAAGUCUAUCUUCAUAGACACUUACUCAGAUGUAGGACGAUACAUUAACCACUAUGCUGCUAUUAAAAAGGCCUGGGAUGACCUCAAGAAAUACUUGGAGCCCAGGUGUCCUCGGAUGGUUUUAUCUCUGAAAGAGGGCGCACGUGAGGAAGACCUGGAUGCUGUAGAAGCUCAGAUCGGCUGCAAGCUCCCCGAUGAUUAUCGCUGUUCCUACCGGAUCCACAAUGGGCAGAAGUUAGUGGUUCCAGGGCUGCUGGGAAGUAUGGCAUUGUCAAAUCACUACCGCUCUGAAGAUUUAUUAGAUGUUGAUACUGCUGCCGGAGGAUUUCAGCAGAGACAGGGCCUGAAAUACUGUCUCCCUUUAACCUUUUGCAUACAUACCGGUUUGAGUCAGUACAUCGCUGUGGAAGCUGCUGAGGGCCGGAAUAAAAACGAAGUGUUCUACCAGUGUCCAGACCAAAUGGCUCGGAAUCCUGCUGCUAUUGACAUGUUUAUCAUAGGUGCUACUUUUACUGACUGGUUUACAUCCUAUGUCAACAAUGUUGUAUCAGGUGGCUUCCCCAUCAUCAGAGACCAGAUUUUCAGAUAUAUUCAUGACCCAGAGUGUGUAGCAACAACUGGAGAUAUUACAGUCUCAGUGUCCACAUCAUUUCUGCCAGAACUCAGCUCUGUGCACCCGCCACAUUAUUUUUUCACAUAUAGAAUCAGGAUUGAAAUGUCAAGAGAUGCUCUCCCUGAGAAGGCCUGUCAGUUGGACAGUCGCUACUGGAGGAUAACAAACGCUAAAGGGGAUGUGGAAGAAGUCCAGGGACCUGGCGUAGUUGGUGAAUUUCCAAUUAUUAGCCCAGGUCGGAUAUACGAAUACACAAGCUGUACCACAUUUUCUACAACAUCAGGCUAUAUGGAAGGGUAUUAUACCUUCCAUUUUCUGUACUUUAAGGACAAGGUCUUUAAUGUUGCCAUCCCCCGAUUCCAUAUGGCAUGUCCAACCUUCAGGGUGUCUGUAGCCCGACUGCCUCCCAAGUGCUAGAUGUGUGCACCAUCCCUACACCAGACCAGACUUCCAUUCUUGGCCUACACCAGACCAGACUUCCAUUCUUGGUUAGCCCAGAACCUAUAUGAGCGUGGUACCAUCUUAUCCUUAAAUGGUUGAUAUUCAUCAGUGAAGCUGUCUAGAACUGGAGUUUGCUUUAUGGGGAAAUUUUAAAAUAUGGACUUAUUUUCUUUAAUACGUAUAUUUUCUAUUCCUUGUUGUUUCAGUUUUGGUAAUUUGUGCCUUUCAUGAAAUUCGUUCAUUUCAUCUAAAUGUUGAAUUUAUUAGCAUAAAGUUAUUCACAAUAUUCCGUUGAUAUCCUUUUAAUAGCUAUAAGAGCUGUAGUCAGAUAACCUUCUUUUAUUCUUAAUAUUCGUGAUUUAUACCUUUUUUUAGCCACAACAUUUCUAUUGAUCAUUCAAAAGGAACAGCAUUUAGUUUUGAUAAUUUUCUGUAGUUUUCUUUUUCUGUUUCAGCGCUUAGUGGACUUGUCUUUAGUCCUCUUCUACUUACUGUGGGCUAAAUUCACUUUUCUUGUAGCUUUUCAAGAUAGAAGUGUAGAUUAUCGAUUGUAGACCUUUCCUGUUUCUAAGCACUGUUUUAGCUGUAUUGUACAAAUUUUGAUAUGUUAUAUUUUGGUUAAUAUUUAGUUCUGAUUCUCCUUGUAACUGACUUAAGACUGCAUAGAAAUAUGUUAAUUUUCAAGUGUUUGGAAGAUUUUAGUUAUCUUUUGCUUAUUGAUUUCUAAAAUUAUUGUGGUUAGAGAACUUACUUUGUAUUGCUAAUAUUUUCUAAUGUUUUAUGACCCCAAAUUAUGUGAAGACUUUCUAUAUCUUGGUAAAUGAUCUUUGUAUCUUUGAAAAGAAUGUAUACUCUACCAUGUGUGAAAUUAUUCUAUAAAUGACAAGCCAAGCUGGCUGAUUGACAGUGUUUGCCAAGUCAUCUGUAUAUUUAUUGCUCUUUCUUUAAACUUUUGUUACGUCAGCCAUUGAAGAGAUUAUUGUUGAAAUCUUUAGUCAAUGGCUUUGUCCAUGGCUCACUUUAUUCUUGUCAGAUUCGCCUCAUGCAUUUUGAAGUUAUAUAAUUGCGUGCCAGUGUUUAGGAUUGUUGUCUGUUUAUGGAAGUAGUUCUUUGAUUCUUAUUCAUCUCUAAUAACAUUCCUUGUCCUAAGUUAAGAGCAUUGAGGUUUGCAUGGGCAGGCAGUCGAGCUGGGUCAGUUUGAUCCUUUUGUUGCUUGUCUUUAAUCUUUGUUUCAGUGGAUGUAACGUAUGGGUUCUACUUAAAGACAGUGGUUCUCAAGCCUUUGGGUCUCAUCACCUCCUUAGAUGUAUAAAACCAUUGAUGCCUAAGAACCGUUUACAUAGUCAUGUCAGUAUUUACAACAUUAGAAAUUAAAACAGGACAUUGAUAAUAGUAUCAGUUCCUUUUAAAAUUACAAUAAAUAAACCCUUUACAUGUUCAACCCUCUCAACUGUAUUUUAUUUAUUUAAAGCUUUAGUUUCUACUCAACUACAAGAAAAAGUAGUUGACCUGUUUUUCAGAAAAUGUUUUCUCAAAGAUGGAGAGUCAUUAGAAAAAAUGAGAAUUGUGACUUAUUUUAAUCAACAUAAAAAAGAUAAUAGGGUUGUAUUUAUUAGCCUUUCUUAUUGCUAUUAUCUUCCUUGAUAUGGGAGUUGAAUUGUGUUUUGCAUUUUUUUGUCCUCCACCAGUCUGAUUAAUUGCUAGGCUUCGUAAUUUCUUUUCCUUUAUACUUGCCACUGUAAAUAUUCUGUUUAGUUUAAUGAUGUCCCCAGGUAGGGCAUUUAUUGUGCUUGAUUGAGAGCACUAUGAACAUUCUAGAUGCUUCUUUAUGUUCAUUCUCCUCUGUUCCUCUCUUAUGUUCUGUUUGGAUAGUAUACUAUCAUCUGACUGUUUCUCUCUCUAACCACAGUUGAUUCCUUUAAUAGUUCUUGUUUUCUUCAUUAAUAUAAUAAUAAUAAUACCUGAUAACCAUGUUUUAGGAUUUCCAAAGCCUUCCCCAUCCCUCCUUUUGUACCUCCUGCAAAAUUUUGAAGUCUUCAAAAACAAAAAAAUCUAAAGUUAAAAAUAAUGAAAUAACAUAAAAGUCACAUUUGUGUAUAUUUUCUUAUUGUGUUAUAAUAAAUCCUAAAUGACACAAUUCUUUUCUCCUACAUUUUCAUUUGCUCUCUCAACAAGUGUCUGAGUACUGUAGCAAACAAUAUAAUCAAAACCCCUGCCUUGGAUUUUAUAUCCUAAUUGGAAGAAACAAACAAAUAUGUGCUCUUGGGUCAAGUAACAAAUGUGGUAGAGAAAAAGCAGGGGCUAAAGGGAGUGCCCUGUUGGGCUCUGUUCUAAAGAUGUGUCCGGAGAGGCCUUGGUAAUAUCUAAGUAGAAAUGUAGAAGGAAUGAAGGGAGCCAAGAGGAUUUGUGGAAUAAUAUUUAGCCAAGAAGUACUUGGUAUGAAAGUUCUUAGGCAACUGUGGGCUUAAUGUGUUUAAUCUAAGGAGGCUUGAGUGCAGAGAACAAGGGGAGAACAGUCAUAAAUGAGGUCAGAGUAGCCACUCUCAGUACAUGAGAGCCUGUCUUAAAAAAGAGGGACCAGAGUAGUCUAAUGAUAUUAGUGCAGUAAAAGACAUGGUGGGGGGAUUUUUGCUGACAUCAUGUACUAAACUUCUCAGUACUCAGAUGGCCAGCUGAGCCCUGGUUGUUCAGACUCUUCAUUGAGUUUUCAGAUGUGUGUAAGAGAAGAUUGGCAGCCAAGUUAAAUUGAUUGGGGAUGCCUGCUUAAGCAAAAUAGCAUUCUAAGAGAUAGUCUGACACUGCAACAUGCUGCUCCUCUCUCCUGUCCUAGAGCCUCCAUGUCUCCCUUUUCUUACAGUGUUGAGUGGUCUUAGGGAUGCACCUCUCUAGGGAAUCAGCAAAGUGACACUUGGCUGAGGCUGUUUGAAAGGGCAGUGUGCCUUUAUCUUAGUUUUCCUGCUCCUGGAACUGCCUCUGGUGUCCUGAGACCUAGUGUGAGAAGUCCAGUUCCCAUGAAGCAGCCAUGGAAGGCAUGUAGAGAGCCAGCUUCAAGGUGGAAGGAAGUGCCCACUCCAGGCUCCAGAGAUUUGGAUCAUCCCAGUCCAGGUACCAGACAUGUGAGUGAAGAAGCCCUUGAGGUGAAGCUUGGGUCCAGUCACCAUUCAGCUGUAGCAUCGUGAGAGACUUGAAGUCAGAAGUAUUCCAUUGAGUGCUUCUCAGAUAUCCAACCACAGGAACCAAGAGAAGAUAACUGACUGUUGUCCUUAUAAGCAACUGAAAAAAUAAAAAUAUUUCUUUUUCAAA
Molecule: messenger RNA, 4632 nt
Organism: Grammomys surdaster
Lineage: Eukaryota; Metazoa; Chordata; Mammalia; Rodentia; Muridae
Gene: Fbxo3
Product: F-box protein 3
Exons: 11
Coding region: 52-1305 (417 amino acids)
Molecular function (GO): protein binding
Source: RefSeq, a predicted model, not a curated record